AAUUCUAACACUGGAAAGUGCGAUACAAAAAGAGGAAAAAUGGCGGAUAACGUCGUGAACGGUGAUUCCGACGAAGUGCAGCAAGAAAAAUCACAGAAAAAGGCAGCGAAAUAUGACAGCGGCGCUGCCGAUUUAGAAAAGGUCACAGAUUAUGCGGAGGAGAAAGAAAUAUCCUCGUCGGACGGAUUCUCUUGCGCUUUGAGCAUAAUCGGAGAUCAACGGAAUAAGGAGGCAGCGGAGAAGAAAGCGCGAGAGAAGGAGUUAUUAAAAAUUCCUAUCAAUAAGGAAGAUGUUGAUCUCAUUAUGAAAGAAAUGGAAAUAAGUCGAAGCAUAGCGGAACAAACGCUCAGGGAACACAGAGGGAAUGUUGUCGAGGCGUUGAUCACAUUAACGAAUUAACUGUACAGCAUGAACAUCAAAUAUUUACCAAAAUCUCAAUUAUAUUGUAAAUUAUAUGGUCUUAGGAAUUGUUACGACUGGGUUAUUAAUAUUUAUUCAUGUAUAUUACAAAAUAUAUGCUAAGCAAUCGU
This is a messenger RNA of Colletes gigas, 530 nucleotides long. RefSeq names its product huntingtin-interacting protein K. Gene Ontology annotation, biological process: negative regulation of apoptotic process; protein stabilization. The coding region runs from base 40 to 399 and encodes 119 amino acids. NCBI's taxonomy places the organism in Eukaryota, Metazoa, Arthropoda, Insecta, Hymenoptera, Colletidae. The record is from RefSeq and is a predicted model, not a curated record. The transcript is spliced from 3 exons.